AGUUUCGCACUCGUCGGUUGGUUUCGGUUGUCUCUUGUGUCCAGCUUAUUUCCUUCUUCCAUGCUUGUUACCCCGUGCUCUUGCUAAUCUUGUUGGCUGGUGUUUGGUGUGUGGUGUUUGAUGUGGUCCAUGUAUGCGUGCAUAGAUGAUGGUGUGCCUGCGUAAAGAACAAACGCAGCCUACAGCCGCACGGUGCAAAAGUUUAACGAUGUGUGAUGCUCCUUUGUGUUCACCAAGUUAGCGGUCUCAUAGGCCGGCUGAUGUAAUCAAGAGCAACUCUAUCUGAAUGGCGUUAUUUUUUAUAUCCUUUUUUGUACCGUUGGCUUCAAGGACACCUUUCGCGGCCGGUAGACGCAGGCAUUUCCUCACGCACGUUGCAACGUUAUGAGGAAACGUGAAAAUGCGUUACUCCGAGCAGUCACCGUAGAUCAGUUAAUUUCGGCCGCUCGAACUUGGUAAGCAACUUUAUCAUUUGGUGACCUCUUAAUUAUGCACCUAUGCACAAGAGCACAUUCAAUAGCUUUCUAUGGAAGCUGGGGUGGCGUGCGUACUACAAGCGAAACUAUUUUCGUGUGGCACAAAGCGGUGUGCCAUGAACUUAACGUGCUCUGCGGUGCACACAUAGCAAAUCUCUAGAUCCAUUCUUGUUAACGAGAGCUCUAACCGACAUCUGACAGAUCGGAACGGUUUUUACAUUGUACCGGCCCUGACCGCGGGAAUUCUUCGUAGCAUAUAUCUUUGGGGAACAUUUCCUGAAGUUCUAUAUAGCUAUAGGGAGAUCAUUUUCCAUUGGGUCCUGCGCGAGUAGUGGUGCUCUAUGCUUUCACUGCGCAACUACAGUUUGACGACAAAAGUCAUCGUGAGCUUGUGAUCCUGUCCUUGUGUGUGGCUUCUAAACUUCGAAUAUAUUCGACGUAUUAUCUAUGCAAGAGGCUUUCAAAAGUAAUCAGACAAUUAAGUGACCUGUGUCAGCUGGCUUGCCUCAUUUUUACAAAAAUCAAGGUCAGGACACCCUUCCGCUUUUCAGCAUGUUUCAAAUAAUAGCUGCUUUGAGGACCACAAAGCAGAUACGGUUCAAGUGCCGAGGUAUUAGUCAGCGCUGCAUCGCCACCAAUGAGGUCCCAAUUGUGGAGCGCGAGGUCCGAGAACUGCAGAUCCCCAUUCCAUAUGGGCAUCUGGCAGCUAAGCAGUGGCUGCCCACAUCUGCCGAGGACCCACGCAGACGUGUUCUCCUGCUGCACGGUUUCCAGGACAAUGCUGGGAGCUUUGACCACCUUGUGCCAAGGCUUGACCCUCGAUGGCAUGCUGUGGCCCUUGACUUCACGGGCCACGGCCUAUCGUCACACUUGCCCAAAGGGGCACCGUAUGUUUCGACACAGUUUUUGCUCGACAUAUCACGUGCAGCUAACCAUCUUGGCUGGAGUCAGUUCUCUGUGAUUGGACACAGCAUGGGAGGCCAUGCGGCCAUGAAUUAUGCCUGCAUCUUACCUGAGAGGGUGGAAAAUUUGGUGUUGAUUGACGUCUUGGCCCCAUGGUAUGAGCAACCAAGCAAAGUUUCACGCACCUUUAGAGGAGUGUUAGAGGGCAACAUGCAACUUGAACAGAAGGAUCUCAGCAGGCCACCUGUCUACACGGAAGAGGAAGUGAUAAAGCUUUACAGGCAUAGCUUAGUUCCGGGCUACCUUCCUGACAACAUUAGAAUACUGAUGAAACGUGGUUGCAAGCCUGUUGGGGACGGUCGUUACAUCUUCACCAAAGACGUCCGGCUUAGGUACACCCAGUGGAUUCGAAGCGACAGUGCUGCUUUGAAAGAGUACUACAGUGGCUACACCAACAACCUCUUGGUAGUGAUGGCAGUUCCUGGCCUCGGGGGCUUGUCUGUAAAUCAUAAGAUAGUGUCUGAUGCAUGCGCACAAAGCUGCUGCAGCUUUCAGAUCGUUGAAGUAGAGGGCAACCACCAUGUGCACAUGACUCGUCCAGAUGCCGUGGCUAGUCACAUACGUCCCUUUUUAGAUCCAAACUGAUGUGAUAAAUACCGUAUUUACUCGCAUAAUGAACGCGCCCCCCACUUUUACAAUCAAGAAGUGUUUCCUUUUUCUUUUCCUCGCCUAAUGAACGCACCCUGAUAUGGCGUCCGGUGGGUCAUGAUUGUAUCGAAUGCCGUAUCAGACGCCGAAUCGGACACCAAAUCAUACCGUGUGUCUCCUACUUUUAUUGUGAUGGCAAUUAUAUGGAGACUCCAGGCAUAUUUUGGCCAUCGGCGCUGACGAUCGUGCCUCUAUCUCCCGCUUUUGAGGGAGGAAAGCGGGGAUGAAGCGCGCCGUAUUCCGUUGCGCGGAUGGCGCCGUGGGAAAGGCAGGGAGGGGGUGCGGCGCAGCAAGUCGGCAUUGUGCGGCCGCGCGCGUCUUUUCUUGAAAGCGAUGUGCUUCUGGGGCUGGAUCUACCGGUGCGACAGCGGCUUAUACCUUUGUGCGUGCUCCAUUCUCGCCACUCAGUUUGCGUUGAAGCGAUACACAGCACAAAGGUUACUUCACUCGCUGUUGCUGGCACGCUUCCUCACGCCAACGUUCUAACAGUGAGUGUCCGCGGUCAUCGAGUGUGAUGUGUUCAUGUUUGCCUGUGCGCGCUGACACCAUGCUUGUUAAUUUACAUAGUUAACGAAUGUUUGCAAGUUUAUACAGCCGAUAAAACUAUUAUCCUUACUUUGAGUAGUUGUCUACGUUUUUGCUAUCGCAAUCGAUGGUUCGCCUUUCGGGCGAAACUGCGUCUUUUUUAGAGGUGCCCGCGGAAAAAAAGAUCGCUCAAAAUUUUACCCCACAUAAUGAACGCAUCCCCAACUUUGCGCAUAUUAUACGGGAAGAAAAGUGCGUUCAUUAUGCGAGUAAAUACGGUAAUACAAUAACCUAAAUUUUCUUUUGUCGUUUCUUAUCCUAGCUGGCAGCCAAGGUGAUAAUUUGUGUACAGUGGUGAUGCAUUUCAUCACCAAUGAUGCAUGUUGUGGAUGAUGUCAUCUAUGGCUUCAAGGUGGGUGUGCUGUGUACGCUGCUGUUGUUUGGCAAACCUGGAAGUAGUGCCGGAUUAGGGUGGGG
This is a messenger RNA of Dermacentor silvarum, 3089 nucleotides long. Its product is annotated as serine hydrolase-like protein. NCBI's taxonomy places the organism in Eukaryota, Metazoa, Arthropoda, Arachnida, Ixodida, Ixodidae. The transcript has 4 exons. The coding region runs from base 1029 to 2024 and encodes 331 amino acids. The record is from RefSeq and is a predicted model, not a curated record.